AUGCGUUUCGAUUACUACGCAGCGGCUCUUGUCAGCCUAUUUGGCAUAGCCCUCUCCCUAGAAUCCAAAUUUGAUCCGAUCACCCGGCCUGCUAAGGGUGAAACCAUUCAUGCCGGCACCGUUUACACCAUCGAGUGGGAUACGUCAAACCAAGGCCAUUCGGGCCCGAUUGAUCUUAUGCUAGAAAAUGGCGAAUUUUCCGAUAACACAGAAUGGCUCGAAGUUAUCAGUACCAGCACCGAUGGCAGCGACGGAAAGUUCAGGUGGAAUAUUAGCAGCGCUCUUCCAACCGGCGACAAGUACUACAUAAAGGUUGGCAAUAUCAACAAUUAUGCCAUCUUCAAUGAGUCCCCGCUCUUCAAGAUCAAGGCCUCUAAUGAGUCAACAAACGCAACUGCCACUUCUUCAACGGUCGUUAUUAUAGGGCCUGCCACGACUCUUCCUACGAUGUCGAAUGGUACAGCCACUCAUAGUGGAUCUGCGGCUACCUCGACAUCAAGCGGCGACGGUAGUAUGGCGACCCCUAUUGUCGCUGCUCCAUUUGCUCUUGUUGUCGGUGUUGUAGUUGUUGGCAUGAUGAGUUUCUAA
Molecule: messenger RNA, 588 nt
Organism: Penicillium cinerascens
Lineage: Eukaryota; Fungi; Ascomycota; Eurotiomycetes; Eurotiales; Aspergillaceae
Product: GPI anchored serine-threonine rich family protein
Exons: 2
Coding region: 1-588 (195 amino acids)
Source: RefSeq, a predicted model, not a curated record